Molecule: messenger RNA, 1800 nt
Organism: Hypanus sabinus (Atlantic stingray)
Lineage: Eukaryota; Metazoa; Chordata; Chondrichthyes; Myliobatiformes; Dasyatidae
Product: magnesium transporter protein 1-like
Exons: 10
Coding region: 60-1049 (329 amino acids)
Cellular component (GO): oligosaccharyltransferase complex
Source: RefSeq, a predicted model, not a curated record
CGCAGUCUGACGUCACGGCGCUGGCUGGCGGUCUAUCGCGUGGCCGAGCGGAGAGCGGGAUGGGAGGCGGCCGGUUCUCGGUGGCGCUUCUUGUGCUGUUUCUUUCCUGUGGGAUUCCGUCCGACGGACAGAAGAAGAAAGAGACAAUUCUGUCUGAAAAAGUUGGACAGUUGAUGGAAUGGGCAAACAGACGAGCUGUAAUCCGGAUGAAUGGUGAUAAGUUCCGUCGAUUUGUGAAGGCUCCACCACGGAAUUACUCUAUUGUGGUGAUGUUCACUGCUUUGCAGCCACAGCGCCAGUGCACUGUUUGCAAGCAGGUGGAUGAAGAAUAUCAAAUCCUGGCCAACUCCUGGCGUUAUUCAAGUUCUUUUGCAAAUAAACUUUUCUUUGCUUUGGUGGAUUUUGAUGAAGGAUCUGAUGUAUUUCACCAGCUCAAUAUGAAUUCUGCUCCAACAUUCAUGCAUUUUCCAGCUAAAGGGAAACCAAAGCGAGCAGACACUUAUGAACUUCAAGUUCGAGGAUUUGCAGCUGAACAGAUUGCACGGUGGAUUGCUGAUCGGACAGAAAUAAAUAUUCGUGUGAUAAGGCCACCUAACUAUGCUGGUCCCUUAAUGCUGGGAUUUUUACUCGCUAUAAUUGGUGGACUCGUAUAUCUAAGGCGGAAUAACCUUGACUUUCUCUAUAAUAAAAAUGGCUGGGCCUUUGUUGCUUUGUGUUUUGUACUUGCAAUGACUUCUGGUCAGAUGUGGAAUCACAUCCGAGGUCCGCCAUAUGCACAUAAGAACCCUCAUAAUGGUCAAGUGAGUUACAUUCAUGGAAGCAGUCAAGCACAAUUUGUAGCUGAAACACACAUCGUUAUUUUGUUAAAUGCCGCUAUAACAUUAGGAAUGGUACUACUUCAUGAAGCAGCCACAUCUGAUAUGGAUAUAGGCAAACGAAGAAUUUUGUGUAUGGCAGGACUAGGACUGGUUGUGUUUUUCUUCAGUUUGAUGUUGUCCAUUUUCAGAGCGAAAUAUCAUGGAUAUCCCUACAGCUUUCUUAUAAGUUAAUCCUGGAGAAACAGAUAAAAGCUGAAAGAACAGCACAGCACCACACCGUAGUGUGAGAAGUUAAAACUAAACAUCAAAUUUAGAAGUUAGUUGUGUUCCAGAAUACCUCCCUAAUACAAUUCAAUUUGAGGUCUCUCAGAAGAAGACUUUAACCAAAGAGAGCCUGUGGUGCCUUAGGUUUUUGAUGGCCAACAAAAAAAAUAUUAAAAUAGUUAUUUACUAAUAAGAUUUUGGGUAUUAUUGGGGUAAAAUAGAAAAUUAUCAAAAUUAAUCUGCAGCUUUUAAAAAAAACGAGUAAUUUCUGUUGAAUGAAGUGCCUUAAAUGGAAUUAUUCCAAGAUUCAGGUUUCAAAGGGCUGAUUUGCAUACGAUUGAACUUGUGAAGUGUGAUUUUUGAAAUAUUUUAAUAAGUUGACUUAAUAUCACAUUUCAUUAUGUAUAUUAUGUCAGCUUUAGCUUACACUGUGAACUUGGCUAAAUAUAACAUUUACAACAAAGCAAUGACUUGAUGCCCAUUGUAUUUUAAUAACCAGGUCAGUGCUUCCAACUCUUAAAAUUAAUUUUUACACAGUCCACUUUAUGUGAGCAUCUAAGUAAAAGAUUAAGACGUUGAAUGUUGAUUCUGUAAAAUUUUUACAGUGCAAAAUGUUACUGCAACUUGGAUUAAAAAUAAGAAAACACAAAAUGCUGGAAAUACUCAGCAAAUCAUCAACUUGAAAUGUUCGGUCCCCCUCUCCCUCCCACCCUCCCCA